Messenger RNA from Hyphopichia burtonii NRRL Y-1933, 1051 nucleotides. RefSeq names its product dihydrodipicolinate synthase family protein. The record is from RefSeq and is a predicted model, not a curated record. Bases 36 to 980 code for a protein of 314 amino acids. The transcript has a single exon. Lineage: Eukaryota; Fungi; Ascomycota; Pichiomycetes; Serinales; Debaryomycetaceae. Gene Ontology annotation, molecular function: 4-hydroxy-tetrahydrodipicolinate synthase activity.
UUUAUGGUCUUCAAUAAACUGGAUGACAAACUAUAAUGACGGUUCCAGCAAAAAUGGUAAUCCCCAAGGGAAUAUAUACACCAAUUAUAACAUUUUUUAAUGAGGAUGACUCCUUAGACUUGGAUACUCAAAUUGAGCAUGCCAAAUUCUUAUAUGGUAGAGGUAUAAAUGGGUUGGUUGUUGCUGGUUCAAUGGGGGAAUCUGCACAUUUAUCUCGAGAAGAAAGAAACAAGUUGGUUUCGGGGAUUCGACUGGCAAUUCCAGACGAGAAUUUCAAAAUCAUAGCUGGUGCUCCACCAAUGGGUAAUAUUGAAGAAACUUUAAUUGAAUCCAGACUUGCAGCUGAAUCGGGUGCUGAUUUUAUUAUAUUAUUGGUUCCCGGUUAUUUUGGACCCAACUUGAUAAGUCAACAAGGUAUAGUUGAUUAUUUCACCAAAGUAGCUAAUAACUCAGCAUUACCGGUAAUAAUUUAUAACUAUCCUGGGACAUGUAACGCAGUUACGAUUUCGAUUGACUCGUACCACAAAUUGGCAUCAGUUCCAAACAUUGUUGGGGUUAAACUUACUCACUUCAAUUUGGAUCAAUAUGCCUUACUAGGUAAAAACGUCGCUAUUUGUGAAGAAGAUAACUUCCGUCCAUUCACCGGUUUAGGACAAGUAUUGAUUCCAUCGUUAUCGGUAGGGAUUUAUGGAGCAAUCGAUGGAUUAUCGGCUAUUUUCCCAAAAGUAAUGGUUAAGUUAUUCAAUUUAUUCCACGAAGGUAAUCUUGCAGAAGCUAGUCAGUUGCAGUAUUUAGUCACAAAGGCAGACAUGAUGAUUAUGAAGCUUAAUGUUGUUGGAGUCAAGCAUGCUCUUAAAGAAAUUCAUGGUUUUGGUAGCUCAACCCAUGCAAGACCACCUUUGGGCUCUCUUGAUGUUAAAGAAUAUGAAGAGUUCAUAGAAGACUUGGAUGUUUUGCAGAAAUUGGAAAAUUCAAUUUAAGUAUAAUUUGUAUAUUCAAUGAACAUCACUCGAUAAGUAUUAGGAGUACAAUAAGAUCAUGUAACACUGGA